Messenger RNA from Solea senegalensis (Senegalese sole), 929 nucleotides. RefSeq names its product DCN1, defective in cullin neddylation 1, domain containing 5 (S. cerevisiae) (gene dcun1d5). The record is from RefSeq and is a predicted model, not a curated record. Gene Ontology annotation, cellular component: ubiquitin ligase complex. Gene Ontology annotation, biological process: protein neddylation; positive regulation of ubiquitin-protein transferase activity. Lineage: Eukaryota; Metazoa; Chordata; Actinopteri; Pleuronectiformes; Soleidae. Bases 186 to 911 code for a protein of 241 amino acids. The transcript is spliced from 10 exons. Gene Ontology annotation, molecular function: ubiquitin-like protein binding; ubiquitin conjugating enzyme binding; cullin family protein binding.
GUACCGGCGACAGACAGCCGUAAACCCGGCGCAGAAGCAGGUGGAAGUGAUUUCGCAGGCGGUGAAAAUAAGAAUCGCACUAAAACACACUAACAGAAACACUGGACAAGCUCAAUAUCUUAGAGCUGAAUGGAGGCAGGCAUAAAUACACAGCCCAGCUAGUGAAGCCCGUUAAAGGUUCAGUGAUGCCUGUGAAAAAGAAGAGAAAACUCCCCGAUGCAGAUGAUCAUGAGCAGAAGUGUAAAAUUACAAGUUUCGCUCGACCUCAGAUCCGUGGUGCGAGGCCGAUCAGUGGUGAGAAAGUUUUCUCCAGUAAGAAGUGCCUAGCCUGGUUCCACGAGUACGCAGGCAUUGACAAGAUUGUCGGUCCAGAGGCCAUGGAGAAAUUCUGUGAAGACAUUGGUGUAAAACCAGAGAAUAUUAUCAUGUUAGUCUUAGCGUGGCAUCUAGAAGCAGCAAGUAUGGGUUUCUUCACCAAAGAAGAAUGGCUCAGGGGAAUGACAGUAUUACAGUGUGACAGCACAGAGCGGUUACGGAGCAAACUGGAUUACUUGCGUGGUGAACUCAACGACUCUGUGGUCUUCAAAAAUGUCUACAGAUACGCCUUCGACUUUUCCAGAGAUAAGGACCAGAGGAGUUUGGACAUGGAUACGGCUAAGUCCAUGCUGGCUUUACUGCUGGGCAGAACGUGGUCUCUCUUCCCAGUCUUUCAUCAAUUCCUGGAGCAGUCCAAGUACAAGGGGAUGAAUAAGGACCAGUGGUACAACGUUCUGGAGUUCAGCAGAACCAUCACAACAGACCUCAGUAACUACGAUGAAGACGGAGCUUGGCCAGUGCUGCUGGACGAGUUUGUGGAAUGGCUAAAAACGCGGUCGGCAUUUGAGCAGAGAACGUCACAACACCAGACAUGAGAAGGAAGGAGAGAAAAA